Molecule: messenger RNA, 420 nt
Organism: Sphaeroforma arctica JP610
Lineage: Eukaryota; Ichthyosporea; Ichthyophonida
Exons: 2
Coding region: 43-420 (125 amino acids)
Biological process (GO): calcium import into the mitochondrion; mitochondrial calcium ion homeostasis
Cellular component (GO): uniplex complex
Molecular function (GO): calcium ion binding
Source: RefSeq, a predicted model, not a curated record
UUCCGUUACUUCGCCACCAUCUCCAGUGACGGUAAAGUGUACAUGACCACAGACGACUUCCUGCGCUCCGUGUGUGCGGGUGGGCCCACUCAGCCCGAUGGUUUACGCUUGGACCAAUACCGUAAACUCUCCAUAGAGCAUCUGCAGAGAGAGUACUCCCCCACGAAGUCUCAACAGGCAUCAGUCCUGUUCGGCAGUCACGCGCUUAUCGAGUACUCCGAGUAUGUAUUACUCCGUGCUCUACUCGCGACUCCGCAGAAGGCAUUCCACAUCGCAUUCCAAGUGAUUGAUCGCGAUGACAGUGGGACAAUGGAGAUGGACGAAUUUUUUGACGUAGUACAAUCAGUGAGUGGCACCACUGGCCUCAAGCCAAUCGAUACGGAACGCUCUCUGGUAUGUUAUAGGCCUGGUGUAGAAUGA